GGAAACAGUAUCAAGUAAUGUCAGUGGCAUGAGAAGCGUCGUAAGAAGACGAGCUCAGAAUGAUAGUGCUCUUGGUUUUUUUACUCUUCGUCAAGCUUGUUACUUCUGCGGAUGAUCGGUUUUUUUGCCACACGUGUGAUUCUUCAACCUACAAGGAGUGUGUCUGGACGCCUUCCACCUCUCUCACGAAAGACUGUGAAGUGGGUGAUCAUGCUUGCGCAACUGUUAUCCUACCCAACGGUCACACCUAUCGCGGAUGCUCACGGGACGAGCAAUGUGUCGCCGCAGGGCAGAAGUGUGUUCUGUGUGACCGUUUCUCUGGCUGCAAUGUCGAUCGCUAUCCAUCUGAUCGCCUACGGUGCAACAUCUGUCAGUCAAGUCAAUCAAACUCCUGCAAGCUGUUACCCUAUCCGAGACAGUUUGAGAAACCCUGCAUUCGGUUCGUAGCAGACGAUCGUUGUAUAAGUGUGUUCGAUGGUUUCAAUGUGUCCUAUCGAGAUUGUUUGUCAGCAGUGCGCGAGGAGGACUUGCAGAAGUGUACUGAAUCCGGCACUUCUGUUGAGUGUGUGGGCUGUGAUAGAUGGAAUUGCAAUACCGUCACAGUUCGCCAAGAUGAUCGAUGUUUACAGUGUACCUCCAACAUGACACACUGCUCCAGUGGAGCAAGAACAGCAACGGUGUGUGGUAAGCCUUCCGAAGGAAGCUGUUACUCAAGAGUGAACGAGGAUGGAUAUUUAAUUCGUGGUUGCUUGUCAGACAUUCUGGAGCUAGCGUUGAAGACAAGCUGCGAAAAAGGAGACGGCGAUUGUGUUGCUUGCGCUGGUCCUGAAUGUAAUGCGCAGUUUCUUCCGAAGAACACGCUUAGUUGUGUACAGUGUGAUUCCCGGAAGCAGCUCAACUGCGCUCAAGAGCAACGGGAUGACCGCAGUGUGCAGUAUUGCAGGCGGCAUGUACAGGACGAUCGUUGUUAUGUACGAACCAACACCGAUGGAAGUCUUCAGCGGGGCUGUCUGUCCGAUUUAGCAAAUCAAACGUUGUGUGAUGCAAGCAAAGCUUCUGAGGCCUGUGAAACAUGCAGUGGUAAUGACUGUAACCGGUAUGUGUAUCCCACGAACAGACUAUCGUGUUAUCAAUGUAGUAGUGGGAAUUCUUUGAACUGCGAUGCAGAACAGCAACUGGGAGAGUUGUUAAAGUGUCGAUAUCAUACGGAGAAGAAUGGAUGUUAUGCCCGAGUCUAUCAAGAUCAAGUCGUUAGAGGAUGUAUUUCGGAUCUGGGAAACGAUACUACUCCUUGCAAAGGAUGGAAUAGCUCAGAGUGUCACACCUGCUACGAAGAUGGCUGCAACAACCGGUCAAAGCUCGCUCUGCGUAACUCUGGCGAAAGUCUGAAGACAAAGAGGUGCAUAUUCCUUUGGUUUGUAGCACUCCAUUUAUUGAUAGUCUUCGGAUAG
This is a messenger RNA of Anopheles merus, 1451 nucleotides long. RefSeq lists its product as uncharacterized. The coding region runs from base 60 to 1451 and encodes 463 amino acids. The transcript is spliced from 4 exons. The record is from RefSeq and is a predicted model, not a curated record. NCBI's taxonomy places the organism in Eukaryota, Metazoa, Arthropoda, Insecta, Diptera, Culicidae.